Molecule: messenger RNA, 4410 nt
Organism: Aspergillus bombycis
Lineage: Eukaryota; Fungi; Ascomycota; Eurotiomycetes; Eurotiales; Aspergillaceae
Product: ATP-binding cassette transporter
Exons: 11
Coding region: 1-4410 (1469 amino acids)
Biological process (GO): transmembrane transport
Cellular component (GO): membrane
Molecular function (GO): ATP hydrolysis activity; ABC-type transporter activity; ATP binding
Source: RefSeq, a predicted model, not a curated record
AUGCCACCAGGGUGCUCGCUCCAGGCUGACAACAGUUUCGGCCCUGCAAUAGAUCGCAGUUGCCGUGAUGGUUUUGAUUUCACGCUGUUGUUCGAGCAAGCCACACUUGGCCUCGUUCCUGCGAUUGCAUUUCUCCUCGCGUGUCCUCUUCGAUUGCAAACCCUGGUUAAGAGAGAUGUGCGGACCCAGCCUCACAUAAUGAGGUUGGCAAAGCUGAUAACCGCCUUGGCUUUCGCCGCGAUUCAACUUGCCUUGCUCAUCAGCUGGGCAAAGAAAGCUCAGCCAAACACAAAGUUCUCUGUGUCGUCGAGUGCAAUAAAUUUGGCCGUGGCAAUGGAGAUUGUGGUCUUGACCUGGGCGGAAGAUGAGCGAUCGGUUAGACCGUCAUCACUCCUCGCCAUCUACCUUCUCUUCACGUUACUCUUCGAUAUUGUACAGACAAGGACUUUGUGGUUAUCCCACGGAGAUUUCCUGAUUCCGGGUCUUUUCGCGGCAAGUAUUGCUGCGAAAACAGUGAUGGUGUUUUUCGAGAGCUUAGGGAAGCAGAAACGCCUCAUUGGUUCCUAUCAAGAUCUUCCUCCAGAGUCGACGAGUGGGAUUGUCAAUCGAUCGUUCAUGUGGUGGCUGAACCGUUUAUUUCUCACUGGCUUUCGAUCUUUGCUUACUACUGAGGAUCUUGAUCCUCUUGAUAAGCCCCUGGAAUCUGCGGGAGCGGCGCAGAAGGCAUGGAGAGCCUGGGCUCUACGCCGACGUCCCGAGCGCCGCUUCGAAUUCCCAUGGCAUAUGGGUCGAGCGUUCAAGGGCCCACUUGCUCUAACAAUACUUCCACGCCUAUUCCUGAUCGGAUUUACUUUCUCGCAGCCCUGCUUGAUCACAUCUAUUCUCAACUGGCUUGAUAACCCACAGAGCCCGAGCAAUAACGGCUACGGCCUCAUCGGCGCCACACUUCUAAUAUAUUUGGGAAUGGCCCUCUCAAACCUCAUACACGACCGGCUUCUGUAUCGGUUUGUGACAAUGUUCCGAGGGGCAGCCUCAUCGAUGGUCUAUGACCAUGCCUUACACAUCCCCGAUGGCACCCUAGGGGACCGUUCGGCCACAAUUACUCUAAUGACUACCGAUAUUGACCGGAUCAUCAGCUGUCUAGUCACUUUGAAUGAAUUCUGGGCGCGGUCCAUUGAAGUAGGCAUUGGCAUUGCGCUACUCGCGCUUCGGUUAGGGUGGGUUUGCCUGAUACCAUUAGUGAUCGUUCUCACAUCUAGUGGAGGAAGUGUUUAUAUCUCGAAGCAUAUAGGAAGACACCAGAAAAUAUGGGUGGAUGCUGUGCAGCAACGCAUAGCGAUCACCCGUUCAAUGCUGGACGGUAUCCAAACAGUUAAGGCGACUGGGUUAGGUCAAGCCUUUAUUCAGCUCGUACAGAGGAAAAGGGCCCAAGAAACCCAUCAAAUGGCCAAGUACCGAUGGAGUGUGGUCUGGAAGAAUAUGAUCCAGAACCUGCCUUGGGCCUUAGCGCCAGCUUUGACCUUCGUCGUCUACGCCGCUCAAGGAAAUGAACUGAAUGUCACCAAGGCAUUCAGCAGUCUGUCCAUCAUAACUCUUUUAACCAAUCCAGUUUCUAAGCUAUUAAGCGCGAUUCCUUCCAUAGCAGCUGCGACGGGAUCUUUUGAUAGAAUACAAGCAUUUAUUCUGCUGGAAACCCGCGCUCACAACACAGGGGAGGGAUUUGUUCGCACGAGGGAAGCAGAAGUCGAUACAUCUCCGAAUAUCGCUGAAGUGCAAUACAUGGCUUUCAAGGGCCCGACAGACACUAUUGACUUUCAAAAACCUGUCAUCUCCAUGGAACAGCUUAGUGUUCGCCCAUCCCCGUCGGCAAAAAUUGUCUUGAGAGAUGUUAAUUUAAAAGUGCCUCUCGGAACGCUGGUCAUGAUCCAAGGGCCAGUUGGAUCGGGCAAAUCGACCCUGCUCCGGGCUAUACUUGGCCAGGUAGUGUGUGAGUCAGGCUCCACGACAGUGACCAUUCGACAGCUGGCCUUCUGCGCGCAAACACCGUGGGUCCCAAGUGGCACUAUCCGUGAUGUAAUCUGUGGAGUUUUCUCGGCAGGCCCCGUGAGGCAGGGCGCAUUUGAUAAAAAGUGGUACACAGCUGUUCUUCACGCAUGCGCUCUCAAUCUGGAUCUGAAUUUGCUUAGCGAGGGAGACGCUACGCGAAUUGGGCAUGGAUCUGGUCAUGUACUGAGCGGUGGUCAAAUGCAUCGGAUCGCUCUUGCUCGAGCGGUAUACUCUCGCAGGAAGCUUUUGUUGUUGGACGAUAUAUUCAGUGCACUGGACCAGAAAACUAAGAAAACUAUCAUAGCGCGUCUUUUGGGAGUUGAUGGACUGCUCCGAAAAGCAAAUUCCACUAUAGUUUUGGUGACACAUGAGUUGGAGCAGCUAUAUAGUGCGGAUCAGAUUUAUAUUCUCUCAGAUGGGCAUCUUCCUGAGGAGUCGAAUGGAUUCCCAGAGCUGGUGAUAGAGGACAAAGCCGCCAUAAUCUCUGAGGCGAAUGAGAUCGACGAUCUCAGGAGGGCAGCAGGGGAUUCUGCUGUCUAUACGUAUUAUUUGCGCUAUGUUGGGUGGACGAACGCUGUGAUAUUCGUUUUCUUCGUGACUAUGAAUGUCUUCUCUAGCACCUACAGCCAAAUUUGGCUUGAGCGAUGGGCUCAUCAUGGCGGAGGCCAAAAGGCACUCUAUGUCACGGUUUAUUUCGUUCUCGCCCUUUGCAACACCGUCGGAAAUGGUGGUUAUGUUUGGGCUAUCCUCAUUUUGAUCUCACCCUCCACAGCACGCCGACUUCAUUAUGUCGUACUAAAGACUGUCAUGAUGGCAACACCUCGAUUCCUAGCCACCGUUGACAUCGGGUCACUACUAAACCGAUUUAGCCAGGAUAUGACUCUGAUAGAAAGCGAUUUACCUAUUGGCGUCUUAAUCACGGUCUCCAGUAAGGCCCCUACCAUUCCACUCAACCUCCGGAAAGACUUUCUAACCACUAUCGCCCGCCAAUUAUCGAGAUUAUUACUGAUGAAUCCAGAUCUCUUUUCAUCAAUUGCCAGUGCUGCAUUGAUUGCGACUGGAUCGAAGUACAUGGCAAUAUCUGUGCCUUUCUUGAUCAUCUCCGUCCUUAUCCUACAGCAUUUCUAUCUGAAGACAUCACGACAACUUCGACUACUGGACCUGGAAAGCAGAAGUCCGUUGUAUUCCUAUCUUCUUGAUACUGUGGAGGGUCUGGCUACAAUUCAGGCAUUCGGCUGGGAAGUAGACUUUCGAAUCGCCAAUUCAACAUUGUUGGAUGUUACUCAGCGAACGUAUUAUAUGCUUAAUUGCAUUCAGCGCUGGCUCACCUUAGUCUUGGACCUCAUCGUCGCUGUCGAAGCGGUCAUUGUGGUCAGCCUAGCAGUGUCUCUAAGACAUACUACGAGUGCCGGGUUGCUUGGAGUAUCGCUCAAUAGCAUUCUCGUAUACUUCCUCCGGCUGAAUCAUCUGCACGAAGCUUUUAAUGGUAGCCUUUCGUCUCUCAUAUCAGGUUGGACACAACUGGAGAUAUCCCUUGGCUCAAUUUUACGCGUCAGAGAUUUUGAACUCUCAGUGCCAUGUGAAAUAUCAACUCAGCAAGAAGAAAUACCCGUUGGCUGGCCAGGCCAAGGAGCUAUUGAGAUCUCGGGGAUGUCUGCGCAGUAUAGUUCCGAAACAACCGUGCUGAGCAAUAUCUCUCUGAAAUGUCUGCCUGGUCAGAAAAUCGGUAUCUGCGGACGUACUGGGAGUGGAAAGAGCUCUUUACUGUCGACGCUAUUGGGUAUGCUCACUGUGAUCUGCGGCUCAAUUGUUAUCGACGGCAUUGACCUCGCUACUCUUCCCCCUGAUAAAGUCCGCGAAAGCCUUGUCACCAUCUCUCAAACACCACUCAUCAUGGUUGGCUGUACAGUCAGAUUCAAUCUAGAUCCCACCGAAACCCUUUCAGACAUAGACAUCAUCACGGCUCUCGUCCGAGUCGGAAUCUGGGAUGGUUUGCUUCUCGAAAGGGGCGGACUGGAUACCGAAAUCAACGACACUUUAUUCCUAUCUCAAGGCGAGCAACAACUGCUACAACUUGCUCGCGCAAUGCUAAAAAUACAAACAAGUAACGCUAGGAUCUUGUUGAUCGAUGAAGGCACCAGCAGCGUCGAUAUGGAAACCGACGCUCGUGUGCAGGACCUUCUGCAACAGGAUCCCUUUCGUUUAUGCACAGUCCUUACGGUUGCACAUCGUGUCCACACUCUAUUGUCUUACGAUUUGAUUGUCUGUCUAGAUCGGGGAAGGGUAGUAGAGAUGGAUGAGCCCACAGUUCUGAGUAAUCGGAAAGAUAGCAUCUUUAACAACCUUCUCAACGGUGGUGAAUAG